Molecule: messenger RNA, 1293 nt
Organism: Candidula unifasciata
Lineage: Eukaryota; Metazoa; Mollusca; Gastropoda; Stylommatophora; Geomitridae
Source: the annotation of a GenBank genome assembly
GGCAUGAAAAGGUUUGAUGCUCGCAAGGCAGUUCUUCAGGCACUGAAGGACAAGGGGCUGUACCGAGGUACCAAGGACAACCCUAUGGUGGUACCUAUGUGCAGUCGAUCCAAGGAUGUGAUUGAGCCUCUGCUGAAGCCACAGUGGUAUGUGAAUGUCAAGGACAUAAUCAUCCCAGAGAUGUUCCACAAGACUUGGUACUCCUGGCUGGAGAACUCGAGGGACUGGUGCAUCUCUCGGCAGCUGUGGUGGGGUCACAGAGUGCCAGCCUACUUUGACAUUGAUGGUAACUACUGGGUGUCUGGACGUACAGAGGAAGAGGCUAGGAGCAAGGCAGCUGCCAGGUUUGGAGUGGAUCCCAGCAAGCUGACCCUCACACAAGAUGAAGAUGUUUUAGAUACAUGGUUCUCAUCCGGGCUUUUCCCAUUCUCCGUGAUGGGGUGGCCAGAUCAGACCGAAGACCUGAAGCUGUACUACCCGGGUCACCUUCUGGAGACUGGACACGACAUCUUGUUUUUCUGGGUGGCCAGAAUGGUGAUGCUGGGACUGACUCUGCUGGACAAGCUGCCCUUUAGAGAUGUAUACCUACAUGCUAUGGUGCGGGAUUCUCAUGGUCGCAAGAUGAGCAAAUCACUUGGCAACAUCAUUGACCCACUGGAUGUAAUUCGUGGCAUUGAGCUGGAGGUAACAAGAUUCUCUAAAACCUUUCAUUAUGUCUUGCAGAAAGCUGAUUAUCCAAAUGGGAUACCAGAAUGUGGAGUAGAUGCUCUCCGGUUUGCUCUAGUUUCCUACACAGCUCAAGGUCGAGAUAUAAACCUGGAUGUCCUGCGGGUACAGGGCUACAGGUUUUUCUGCAACAAACUCUGGAAUGCCACCAAGUUUUCUCUGGCUGCCCUCGGGGACAGCUUCCGCCCAUACCCAACAUUACAGGUAACAGGCAAGGAAAGUCUCAUGGAUCAGUGGAUUCUGAGUCGACUGUCCCAAGCCAUCAGAUUGUGUAAUCAAGGAAUUGAGGCCUUUGACUUUCCCAUAUGUACCACAGCCAUCUAUAACUUCUGGCUGUAUGAACUCUGUGACUGGUACCUGGAAUAUCUUAAACCAGUGCUGAACGGUUCUAAUGAAGAAGCCAAAGUCAUCAGUCAGAAUAUCUUGUUCACAUGUCUAGAUGAGGGUCUGAAAUUACUGCAUCCCAUGAUGCCUUUUGUCACAGAAGAGCUGUUCCAGAGGUUACCCCGAAGGUCAGAGAAAGCUCCACCAAGUAUCUGUGUCACCCCAUACCCUGAGGAGAACAAG